This is a messenger RNA of Eutrema salsugineum, 1848 nucleotides long. Its product is annotated as KH domain-containing protein At4g18375. Gene Ontology annotation, molecular function: mRNA binding. Gene Ontology annotation, cellular component: nucleus; cytoplasm. Gene Ontology annotation, biological process: regulation of gene expression. Lineage: Eukaryota; Viridiplantae; Streptophyta; Magnoliopsida; Brassicales; Brassicaceae. The record is from RefSeq and is a predicted model, not a curated record.
AUGGUUGAGCGGAAGAAACGGAAAUCUAAUCACAGAAACAACAAUGAGGACAAGAGGAAUCAAAAGAGGCGAAUUUCGCAUGACAACGAUGAAAACAUCAACAGGGACGAACUUGUAAUUUACAGAAUCCUAUGCCCUGUGGCAGUCAUUGGAGGUGUUAUAGGUAAGAGUGGUAAAGUCAUAAACGCGAUUAGGCAUAACACGAAAGCGAAGAUCAAAAUCAUUGAUCAGUUACCUUGCAGCGAAAGAGUCAUAACAAUCUAUUGCUCGGUUAAAGAGAAAAUCGACAUAACAAAGAGCGAAACCGAGCCACUAUGUUGUGCACAAGAUGCUCUUCUUCGCCACGAGGCAAUUGUUAGCGCUGGAAAUAACACUAAGAUAGAUAGAGAUGAUUAGAAGCAAUGUCGCCUUUUAGUUCCGUCUAGUCAAUCUUCUAGUGUGAUCGGUAAGGCUGGUUCGAACAUUAAGAGGAUAAGAAGUAGAAGUGGAGCUAGUGUUAAGGUUAUUUCGAAAGAUGUCUCGGAUCCUUCUCACGCUUGUGCCUUGGAAUUUGACAAUAUUGUUCUGAUAUCUGGUGAGCCUGAAUCUGUGAAGAACGCACUUUUCUCUGUUUCUGCUAUCAUGUACAAAACCAAUCCCCAAGAACAGAUUCCUCUAGAUUCAACCGUCCUAGAAGUUCCAGCUAGGAUUGUUAUGCCAUCGGAUCUUUCUAAUUCUGUCUAUCCUCAAGCUGGAUUAUACACAAAUCAUGAUCCUGUUCUUCGUAACGGGGACCUUCAGGGUUAUGCAGAGUUCAAUGUGUUUUUUGCUUCUUCUCUUCCGGUGUCUCAUGUUUUUGGCGGGUCUUCAAGAUCAGAAGAGUUGGUUUUGAAAGUGUUGUGCCCUUUGUCCAAUAUUGGCCGUGUUGUCGGGAGAGAUGGAUCAACCGUUAAGGGAAUGAGAGAAGCAAGCGGUUCUCGUAUUGAAGUUAAUAGGGCAAAGCAUAGUGAUGAUGAGUGUGUUAUCAUUGUCACUGCUACAGAGUUUCCUGAUGAUGUGAAGUCUAUGGCUGUUGAAGCUGUUCUUCUUCCGAAGAUCAAUGAUGAGGAUGAGGAAAAAGUUAAGAUGCAACUUCUUGUUCCUUCCAAGGGUAUUGGAUGCGUUAUAGGGAAAAGUGGCUCGGUCAUAACCGAAAUCAGGAAAAGAACCAAUGCCAAUAUCCGUAUCUCGAAAGGGAAUAACGAUGAUCUUGUUGAGGUAUCAGGUGAAGUCAGCAGUGUAAGAGAUGCUCUCAUCCAGAUUGUUCUAAGACUUCGAGAGGAUGUUUUAGGCAAUAGAGGCAGCUCUGCUGCUUGGAAUCCUCCUGAAAGAUCUCAUGAUAGUAGUUUCUUCUCGAGUAGUAGUAAUCCUGGUUCACAUCCGUUUUGGGGAAGUAGCUUGGGAAUGGUUUCUUCAGGCGGACUCUAUGGUUAUGGAAGUUUCCCUGCAGGAGGUAAUGGUUUUGGAUCAAUCGGUUCAUACUCAUAUGGAGGAUUGCAUUCAUCUUCUGCCUUGGACAUUCUAGUCCCGUCGAAUGCAGGUAAAGUUAUGGGUAAAGGAGGCGGCAAUUUGGAGAACAUAAGAAGGAUAUCAGGAGCGAUGAUAGAAAAUUUCUGAUUCCACAACUUCACAAGGGAUCGCAUUGCUCUCCUAUCAGGCACACCUGAACAGAUGCGUUGUGCAGAGAACUUGUUCCAAGCUUUUAUUAUGUCCAUUUGAAACAGUUUUUGGAGGUCAUUCCUUCUCUCUGUCUCUAGCUUUUUUGGUGAGUUUCCAUCAAUUCGGUUUCUUCGUGCUCUACCUCUGUCUCGUUCUUUCUCUCUUCGGUUU